This is a messenger RNA of Nilaparvata lugens (brown planthopper), 1125 nucleotides long. RefSeq lists its product as uncharacterized. NCBI's taxonomy places the organism in Eukaryota, Metazoa, Arthropoda, Insecta, Hemiptera, Delphacidae. The coding region runs from base 1 to 1125 and encodes 374 amino acids. The record is from RefSeq and is a predicted model, not a curated record. Gene Ontology annotation, molecular function: aspartic-type endopeptidase activity. The transcript has a single exon. Gene Ontology annotation, biological process: proteolysis.
AUGGUGGAGGUGGAAAUAAUGGGGCUGACCAAAAGCUUGCUGGUAGACACAGGAGCUGAGAUUUGUAUUUUGAGAGAAGCAAUUCCAGGGGUUCCCAUCAAGGCUGCAGGUAUUCGAGCUAGAGGAGUUACAGGCGCAGCUCUGGGCAUCCUGGGCACUCAAGAAGUUACUUGCAAUGUGGCAAAUUUGCAAGUAACCCAUCAAUUUGUAAUAGCUACAGUGGACAUACCAGGAGAUGGAUUAAUUGGCUGGGAUGUCUUGAAGAAAUUGGGGGCAGUGAUUGAUGCCAAGAGCCAGAUCAUUACCUUCACGGGGGUUGCCACCUCAGUUAUUGGCACAAAUAAUAUCAAGGGAGCUGCCACUCAAGCUCUGGUUCAGGGACCUAACCCAGUGAGGACAAAUAUGCAGUCUCCUCAAGUGUCAACAAUAUGGAGACUAAGGGAGGAUACCCAAGACAACAUGAACUGGAUCUCUGCAAGCAAAAAUCACACCAUCCCAGCUUAUUCAGAAAUGGCAGUCCAGGCACAGACAAACUUGGCAGAUGGUCAAUUAUUUGUAACAGAGCCCCUGAAUCAACCACAACUUGGAAUCCGCAUUGGUCGCAGCCUCAAUGUAUCAAGGGCUGGCAACACUGUUGUGAGAGUGAUGAACUUGACAGCUGCUCCCAUUCAGAUAGAUAAACAGCAAUAUUUGGGGAGAGUAGAUUUCCUAGAAAUGGAGGAUGAUCAAGUGGAACCAUUCCAAGUACAUGCCAUCAGCUCCCUAGAAACUAGUGGCAAACUGCAAGAGACCCUUGUUGAAAAGACCAAGCACCUACCAAGAGGAGAAGCAGAACAGAUUCAGGUAGUGCUGGAAAAGUAUCAACACCUAUUUGGAGAGCCAGGUAGAGAUGGUUGUCAGGUGAAUGUUCAACACUGCAUCCCUACAGCUGACUCAGCACCUAUAGCCAAACGACCAUAUCGAGUGCCCUAUCAUCUCCAUCCUGUUGUAGAAGAGCAUCUGGCAGACAUGCUUGACAAAGGGAUCAUCUCUCCAUCAACCAGCCCGUGGUCGGCACCAGUGGUGCUUGUGAAGAAGAAAACAACGGAUGGCAGUGCAAAGUGGCGAUUUUGCACUGACUUCUGA